This is a messenger RNA of Rosa rugosa (rugosa rose), 1510 nucleotides long. Its product is annotated as protein CIA1. The transcript has 10 exons. The record is from RefSeq and is a predicted model, not a curated record. The coding region runs from base 48 to 1085 and encodes 345 amino acids. Gene Ontology annotation, cellular component: cytosolic [4Fe-4S] assembly targeting complex. Gene Ontology annotation, molecular function: protein binding. NCBI's taxonomy places the organism in Eukaryota, Viridiplantae, Streptophyta, Magnoliopsida, Rosales, Rosaceae. Gene Ontology annotation, biological process: iron-sulfur cluster assembly.
CACUACUCCACUCUCUCUCCACCCACCAAUCCCUCACUGACUCUGUCAUGGAGGGUCUCAAGGAGAUUCAGAAGCUGGAGGGCCACACUGAUAGGGUGUGGAGCCUCGCGUGGAACCCACUCUCCGGUCUCGACGGAGCCCCCCUUAAGCUCGCUUCAUGCAGCGGCGAUAAGACCGUUCGUAUUUGGGAACACAAACCCUCCAACUCCUGGGAAUGCCAGGCAGUUCUGGAUGAUCCGCACACCAGGACCGUCCGAUCGUGCGCUUGGUCGCCGUCCGGGAAGCUACUGGCCACUGCCAGCUUCGAUGGCACCACCGCAAUUUUUCAGGACGUUGGGGAUGAUUAUGAGUGCGUUUCGACUCUAGAGGGUCAUGAAAAUGAAGUGAAGAGUGUGUCUUGGAAUGCGUCUGGGUCUUUGCUUGCGACUUGUGGGAGAGAUAAGACCGUGUGGAUAUGGGAGGUGUUACCCGGCAAUGAGUUUGAGUGCGUUGCGGUGUUGCAAGGCCAUACACAAGAUGUGAAAAUGGUUCAGUGGCAUCCGACUAUGGAGCUUUUGUUUUCGUGUAGCUAUGACAACACUGUCAAGAUAUGGGCGGAUGAUGGUGAGGAUGAUAAUUGGGUGUGUGUGCAAACGUUAGCUCAAUCUAACAGUGGUCACUCUUCUACUGUAUGGGCUCUAUCGUUUAAUGCUACUGGAGACAAAAUGGUUACCUGCAGUGAUGAUCUUACCUUAAAGAUAUGGGGAACAGACAACGGGAAGAUGCUAUCUUCUGAUGGCUUUGCACCUUGGAGUCAUCUUUGCACUGUUGCGGGUUAUCAUGAUAGGACAAUAUUUUCAGUUCAUUGGUCAAGGGACAAUAUCAUUGCCAGUGGAGCUGCUGAUGAUACCAUAAGAUUCUUUGUGGAGAAUAAUGAGUGUGAUAGUUUGGUUGAUGGACCUUCCUAUAAUUUGCUUCUGAAGAAGAAGGCCCAUGACAUGGAUAUAAAUUCGGUGCAGUGGAGCCCUGUGGAGAGUAGGCUUCUUGCUUCUGCAGCUGAUGACGGGACGAUUAAAAUAUGGGAGCUGACAUCUGUAAGCUGCUGAAACCUCUUUGUUUUGGUAGCAGAAAAGAACUGUGUAACUGCAAAGAAAGUAUCAUCUGUAUGUCUCAGUUAGCGAAGUCUCUAUUCCUUGUGAAGUCGAUACAAUGAAUCCUUAUGAGAACGAAGAUGGUGAAGAUUGAAGCUUACAGUAUAAUUUAUAGGAGAAACAGUAUCCUUCUGCAGCCAAUAACGGGACAGUUAAAAUGUGAGAGAUAACCUCUGUAUGCUGCAGAAAGAACUUCUUCGCUUCUGGUAGCAAAAAUGAAGUAUGAUUGCAAAGAAAUUAUCAUGUGUAUGUCUCAGUUAUUAGUGAAUUGUACCUUCUAUUUAUUGUGAAAUAGAUGUACUGAAUCUAUAUGAGAAUGAAGAUGGUGAUUUUUUUUUUUCUCAGAGGAAAUGAAGAUUGAUUACAGUAUGGUUUAUAGA